AUGUAUCUCAAUAUUACAAUUUAUCUAUCAAUAAAUUAAUUAUUUAAUCGAUCAAUAAAUCAAUAAAGAAAACAACUUAAUUGGUUUGAAUUCACAAUAUAAAUCAUUAAAAAGAAAAAAUUUGGUAUAUCAAAUAGUGAACAAAAAAUUUAGAUUUUAAAUUGCAUUAAGAUAUAAGUAAGUAAGUAGUAGCAGAAAAUGGAAUUCGAUGAAGAUUUUGUUGUCAAAGAAAAAUUUAUGAAAGUCUAUAAAAAUGGUGAUCCUAUGAUGAAGCCGAUUGAAAUCAAGAUACAAAAAGGAUUAACUUUAAAUAAGAUAGCAAAUACAUUAGAACAAAAGACAGAUAUGAAGAAUAUUAGAGAAAUUAGACUAUUUAACUAAGAAGGGGUUGAAUUGUAUGAUGAUGAUCUUUUAUAUUUGAAAGAUAAAGCUAUAGUUUAUGCUUCUAAAGGUGAAGAUUUUGAUGCCAACUCAAGUUUUUCAGAAUAUAAUCUUGUAAAGGUGUUAGGUGAAGGAGGUUUUGGAUAAGUAUAAUUAGGACUUCAUAAGAUAACUCAAGAAAAGGUUGCAAUUAAAAUAGUUAAAACGAAUAUUAUAGGAAACGCCUCAGAUAUUGAUAUGGUCUUUAGAGAAGCUGAAAUUUUAAAGUCUUUAAAUCAUAAAAAUAUAGUUAAGAUUAAGAAUUGCUAUACAUUAUCAGAUAUGAAAGUAGUUUUUAUUAUGGAGUAUUUAGAAGGUGGAGAGCUAUUAGAUAGAGUUGAUAAAGUAGGUCACUUUACUGAAGAAUAAGCCAAAGUUUACUUUAAAUAAAUUGUAGAUGCCAUGAAUUACUGUCAUAAGAACAAAUUAAUACAUAGAGAUUUAAAAUUAGAAAAUCUUCUCCUUGUAUCUGAAAGUUCCGAUCAAAUAAAAGUUGUAGACUUUGGUAUUGCAGGGGUAGCUUCUAAGCAAAGCGUAGAGAAUAUAGAUGCAGGUAGCUUAAGAUACAUGGCUCCUGAGGUUUUAAAUGGUAAAACUAAACAAAUAACUCCAGCUAUAGAUGUUUGGGCUAUGGGUGUCAUCCUAUACAUGAUGAUAGUAGGUGAGUUCCCUUUUAAUGGACCAAAUAAUAAUGUAAUAAUGGAAAAAAUUACAGAAGGCGUGUAUGAAAUACCAAAAGACAUAAAAAAGAAACUUUCAAAGGAGUGUUUAGAUGUAAUUGAAAAAACUCUUUAAGUUGAUCCAGCAAAUAGAAUAAGCACAGUAGAUUUGAUGAAUCAUCCUUUCAUAUCAGAAACAAACAUCACUAUAAAGUUUAUUGAAGAAGAGAAUAAAUCUUAGGCUGGUAGUGAUAAUGCUUCCACUAAAUAACCUUCAAAAGUUAAUACACCUAUUGAAAAACCAGUUAUUUAAAAAACCAAUUCUGUAAUUGUAGGAACAAAAAAUGUAAUUUCAUAAAGUAAUUCUGGAAGUGGUAGCACUAAAUCAGGUGCAGCUAAAAAACCAACUGUUUCUACUAAUCCUAAAGGAAGUUUAACACCAUAAGCAGGAUAAGUUAAAAAACCAGUUGAUAAUAAAAGCGGUUUUAGCAGCGCUGUAAGUAGUAGAUUCAGUAAAAAAUGA
This is a messenger RNA of Tetrahymena thermophila SB210, 1602 nucleotides long. Its product is annotated as Serine/Threonine kinase domain protein. Gene Ontology annotation, biological process: protein phosphorylation; intracellular signal transduction. Gene Ontology annotation, cellular component: cytoplasm. Lineage: Eukaryota; Ciliophora; Oligohymenophorea; Hymenostomatida; Tetrahymenidae. The transcript has 6 exons. Gene Ontology annotation, molecular function: ATP binding; protein serine/threonine kinase activity. The record is from RefSeq and is a predicted model, not a curated record.